GAACACACCCCGAGAGGUGCGGUCAUACCAUCGACGUCCAGGGGAGUGGCAACUCACGCCUCCGCCUCCACCUACCUUCACAAGCUCCAGGAUGACGCUAGCCCGUUUGUCGCUGCUCCUCACCAUCUGCGUGGCCGUGCUGGUGGCCGCCGCAGCCGGCAAGAGCCUCCAGAAGGACGUGUUCGUCCCGCAGUACGACGCCGAGGACCACAAACUGGAUGUGAUGCCUGACGACGGCACGGCGGAGACGGCGCUGCUUAACUACCUGUACGCCCGUCAAAUGCUGCGGCGACUCAGCAGCAACCUGGACGUGACCGAGCUGCAGCGCAAGCGCUCCUACUGGAAACAGUGCUCCUUCAACGCCGUCUCCUGCUUCGGCUAGACGACGAGCGUCGCGUACAUGGCAGCUGUCGCCCCGACAUCCGCGCUUCCCAUCCCUAACGGCAAACAUCAGGGGACGAGGGACUCGAAUCCGCGAGAUGCCGUGUGACUUUUUGGAAAUAUUAGCCGACUUAUUUUGGUGAAAUUCACUCAUAGAAGUGCGACAGUUGUAAGCCCCUGUGGAAUGUCCCCCGCGCAGUCUUUGUGAUCUCAAGCCCGUCCUCUGUUGCCGCUUUUCACAAUGCGAAAAAACGAGCGAGCUUGAACUUGGCUGGCUUAUAACUGAUUGCUUUUUUAUGAUGUGGACUAUAUUUCAUUGUCUCUUGCUAUCUUAUGGAAAUUAUUUGAUCAUGAAAUGCCUGUCAGAUUCAUAGAAUAUGUGACAAACGCGGUUUCAUUAUGUUGUUAUGUUUUCAUCUUUUUACAUCUGAAGUGCCGUUACAAAUAAACUUCGAAAAAUA
This is a messenger RNA of Amphibalanus amphitrite, 842 nucleotides long. Its product is annotated as prohormone-1-like. The transcript is spliced from 3 exons. The record is from RefSeq and is a predicted model, not a curated record. NCBI's taxonomy places the organism in Eukaryota, Metazoa, Arthropoda, Thecostraca, Balanomorpha, Balanidae. The coding region runs from base 92 to 382 and encodes 96 amino acids.